Jaculus jaculus (lesser Egyptian jerboa) is the source of this 2296-nucleotide messenger RNA. It is a transcript of the gene Ccdc22, whose product is annotated as coiled-coil domain containing 22. The transcript is spliced from 17 exons. The coding region runs from base 161 to 2038 and encodes 625 amino acids. Lineage: Eukaryota; Metazoa; Chordata; Mammalia; Rodentia; Dipodidae. Gene Ontology annotation, molecular function: cullin family protein binding. Gene Ontology annotation, biological process: positive regulation of ubiquitin-dependent protein catabolic process. The record is from RefSeq and is a predicted model, not a curated record.
CGCCGGCGCUUCAUUCACUUGCUGAACUACACAUCCCAAUUGUCCUUGCGAGGCAUGUGACUCUGUCUCCCGUGAGCGCGGACAGGGGUUGCUACAGCUGCGCCCUACUUUCUUUGGUUCCCUUGUGGACCCCCACCAACGACUUAGAAUCGACUCUGCCAUGGAGGAGGCCGACCGAAUCCUCAUCCAUUCCUUGCGUCAGGCCGGCACGGCAGUCCCUCCAGAUGUACAGACUCUACGAGCCUUCACUACUGAGCUGGUUGUUGAGGCUGUGGUCCGAUGCCUGCGUGUCAUCGAUCCUGCUGUGGGCUCUGGUCUCAGCCCCUUGCUACCACCAGCUAUGUCUGCCAGGUUUCGCCUGGCUAUGAGCCUGGCUCAGGCUUGUAUGGACCUGGGCUAUCCCUUGGAACUUGGCUAUCAGAACUUCCUCUAUCCCAGUGAGCCUGACCUCCGUGACCUGCUCCUCUUCUUGGCUGAACGGCUGCCCACUGAUGCCUCUGAGGAUUCAGACCAGCCCGCAGGUGACUCGGCUAUUCUCCGCAGGGCCAUUGGGAGUCAAAUCAGAGACCAGCUGGCCCUGCCCUGGGUCCCACUUUUCCUACGCACUCCCAAGCUGCAGCGCCUCCAGGGCUCAGCCUUCCAGCAGCCAUUCCGCUUCAGCAAGCUGGUCCUGCCUGAACUAAAUUCCAAAGGAGAGGCACGGGAGUUCCAGGCGAGUCCUCUCCUCCUGCCAGUCCCCACACAGGUGUCCCAGCCUGUGGGGAGGGCGGCCUCGCUCCUUGAACACCAUGCUAUCCAGCUCUGCCAGAAUGUGGACCAGGACCACCAAGGGGACAAGGAUUGGGUGCGCCGGGCACCCCGCCUCCUACCCCAGGAGGAUCCUCGGGCUCCACGGCAGCGGCUACGGAAGCAGCUGGCCGAGCAUCUACGCCAAAGCUGGGGCCCACUUGGGGCCCCCACACAUGGCCGAGACCUGGGAGAUCUGCUGCAGGCCUGGGGUGCUGGGACCAAGACUGGUACUCCCAAAGGCUCCCGCUUCACGCAUUCAGAGAAGUUCACCUUCCAUCUGGAGCCCCAGGCAGCACAGGUGGCAGACAUACCAGCUACCUCCCAGAAGCCUGAACAGGACAUGCGGGCAGCUCAAGAACAGGAGCUAGAGUCCCUUCGGGAGCAGCUGGCAGGUGUGAACCACAACAUUGAAGAAGUUGAAGCGGACAUGAAGAUCUUGGGAAUCAGCCUUGUGCAGGUGGAGACCGAGUGUCGGCAGAGUGAGCUCAGCAUGGCUGAGCAGAAGCAGGCUCUGCGCCUGAAGAGCCGGGCGGUGGAACUGCUGCCUGAUGGGGCUGCCAACCUUGCCAAGCUGCAGUUCGUGGUGGAGUGCAGUGCCCAGCGGGUCAUCCAACUAUCAGGUCAGUGGGAGAAACACCGAGUCAUGCUUCUUGCUGAGUACCGCCACCUCCGAAAGCUCCAGGAUUGCAGGGAGCUGGAAUCUUCUCGACGGCUGGCAGAAAUCCAGGAGCUACAUCAGAGUGUUCGGGCAGCUGUGGAAGAGGCCCGCCGGAAGGAGGAGGUCUAUAAGCAGCUGGUUUCAGAGCUGGAGGCUCUGCCAAGAGAUGUCUCCCGGCUGGCCUACACUCAGCGCAUCCUGGAGAUUGUGGGCAACAUCCGGAAGCAGAAGGAAGAGAUCACUAAGAUCUUGUCUGACACGAAGGAGCUUCAGAAGGAAAUUAACUCCCUCUCUGGGAAGCUGGACCGGACGUUUGCGGUGACUGAUGAACUCGUGUUCAAGGAUGCCAAGAAGGAUGAUGCUGUUCGGAAGGCCUAUAAGUAUCUAGCUGCCCUGCAUGAGAACUGCAGUCAGCUCAUUCAGACAAUUGAGGACACAGGCACUAUCAUGCGGGAAGUUCGAGACCUUGAGGAACAGAUCGAGACGGAGAUGGGCAAGAAGACCCUCAGCAACCUGGAGAAGAUCUGUGAGGACUACAGAGCCCUUCGCCAGGAGAAUGCUGGCCUCCUGGUCCGGGUCCGGGAGGCCUGAGGAACCCUGAGGGAGGCCCCUUGGUUACAGGCAGGGAUUUGGGGUGCUGGAUGUGGUGUUUUAGCACUUGCUCUAUGUUUUUUCCUCAGUUUGCCAUCCAGUUCCUUCUACUAUGGCCUUAGACCUGGUCGCUUACCCACCUGGCCCCAACCCUGAUAGGGGUGAUUGUUUAGCAUGUUAGGGCUCAACUGCAAUUUAUUGGGUGGGCACUGGGGACUGGGGACUUUGGAUGCCAAAUAAAGGAGAAAUUCUUCUGUA